UGCAGCAGAAUGGCAGAAACAUUUCUACUGUGGUUCUUCUAUCUGACCUCACUGCUGUGCCACACAACAAAUCAAGCUCGACUGACUGUGAGCCCCAGCAGCUCUCAGCUGUUUGAAGGUGACUUUUUGUCUCUGAGCUGUGAGGGGGAGGACGGCCCUGCUGGAUGGACUGUGAGGAGGAACACGUCCAAACGACAGAGGAGUCGGUGUGGAGAUGGGUGGGGAAAACAAGUUGGUUCUUCAUGUGCCAUCACCUACAUCUUCAGAAGGGACAGUGGUGUUUACUGGUGUGAGUGCAGAGAGGGAAUAACCAGUAACACUGUCAACAUCACUGUGACUGGUGGCCCAGUGAUCCUGCAGAGUCCUGUGCUUCCUGUGAUGGAGGGAGAGACCAUCACACUGCUCUGUAAAGCAAAGUCCACACCUUCAAACCUCCCAGCUGCUUUCUAUAAAGAUGGCUCCUUCAUCGGGACUGAGUCGACAGGUCACAUGACCAUUCCUCGUGUUUCCAUGUCUGAUGAAGGCCUCUACAAAUGUCACAUUAGUCAUCAUGGAGAGUCUCCACCCAGCUGGAUCACUGUCACAGGUGUGACACCUGGAAGGUGA
Oreochromis aureus is the source of this 606-nucleotide messenger RNA. RefSeq names its product low affinity immunoglobulin gamma Fc region receptor II-like. Gene Ontology annotation, biological process: cell surface receptor signaling pathway. The record is from RefSeq and is a predicted model, not a curated record. Bases 10 to 606 code for a protein of 198 amino acids. NCBI's taxonomy places the organism in Eukaryota, Metazoa, Chordata, Actinopteri, Cichliformes, Cichlidae. The transcript is spliced from 5 exons. Gene Ontology annotation, molecular function: transmembrane signaling receptor activity.